Molecule: messenger RNA, 1655 nt
Organism: Bombina bombina (fire-bellied toad)
Lineage: Eukaryota; Metazoa; Chordata; Amphibia; Anura; Bombinatoridae
Gene: YARS2
Product: tyrosyl-tRNA synthetase 2
Exons: 5
Coding region: 97-1491 (464 amino acids)
Biological process (GO): tyrosyl-tRNA aminoacylation
Cellular component (GO): cytosol; mitochondrion
Molecular function (GO): tyrosine-tRNA ligase activity; RNA binding; ATP binding
Source: RefSeq, a predicted model, not a curated record
AUGGUCCAUCUGCAGGAUGGGAACUAGACACUUCCCAGUAGCGUGAGUACCUCAGAUGACAGAAAUACAUUACCCACCAUACUCUGCUCGUUCAAUAUGGCGGCGCCCAUGUUACAUGCUCUCCGUGCAGCUUGUCCUCGCCUGUCCCUGUCACAUUUCCGCCGCUUUUCAAGCACUGCCGAGCCCUUGCUCUCUGGGUCGGGUCGCGGCCUGUAUAAGAACGUAUUCCCCGCUGAGGGAAAUGGUCUCGCCGAGUUACUGCAAGCAGGUUCUCAGACCGUGUACUGCGGUUUCGACCCCACGGCUGACUCGCUACAUGUAGGGAAUCUGCUGGCGUUGAUGGGUCUGUUACACUUCCAGCGGGCCGGACACAACGUUAUAGCUGUGAUCGGGGGCGCCACAGCCCAGGUGGGAGACCCCAGUGGUCGCAGCAAGGAGAGAGAAGCGCUGAGUGCUGACUGUAUCCAGCACAACGUAAGGGGGCUGCGGGACAGCCUGAACCGGGUUUUGGGCAACCACGAGCUAGUGUGUGGUCCCCCCGCCCGGCCGGGUGGCACCAUAACAGUACUAAACAAUGAGUCCUGGUACCGGGGGCGGCAAGCUGUGGAGUUCCUGGGGUCGGUGGGGCGCCACUUUAGGAUGGGCACCCUGCUUAGUAGGCACAGCGUGCAGAGCCGGUUGCAGAGCCCCGAGGGCAUGAGCCUAGCUGAGUUUGUGUACCAGGUCUUACAGGCCUAUGAUUUUUACUACCUGAACCGCCAGCACGGCUGCAGGAUCCAGCUGGGAGGCAGCGACCAACUGGGCAAUAUCAUGUCCGGGCACGAGUUCAUAAACAGAACAACAGGCGAAGAUGUAUUUGGGAUCAUACUACCUCUGAUUACCAGCACUACUGGAGAUAAACUAGGCAAGUCAGCUGGAAACUCUGUUUGGCUGAAUAGAGACAGAACAUCUCCAUUUGAGUUUUAUCAGUUUUUCGUCCGACAGCAGGACAGUAACAUUGAAAGGUUUCUGAAACUUUUCACUUUCCUUCCACUUGCGGAGAUUAAACACAUUAUGGAAAUGCACUUUAAGGAGCCUGAGAAGCGAGGGCCACAUAAAAGGUUGGCUGCAGAGGUGACCAAACUUGUACAUGGUAAAGAAGGUCUGGAAUCUGCCAAGAGGUGUACACACGCUCUGUAUCAUAGCCGUAUUGAUGCCCUGGAAUCCAUGUCUGACCAGGAAUUGCAGGAACUGUUCAGUGAAGCACCUUUUGCAGAGUUAAUGCUUGAGCCUGGCACUAGAGUGCUUGAUGCCUGUCUGAGGAUUUCUGCCAUUCCAGAUGGUGCACAGGGGUAUGAGAUCAUCGCCAAUGGAGGCGUCAGCAUUAAUCACGUGAGAGUCACAAAUCCCGACGAGGUUCUUGUGAUGGGGCAACACAUUCUAAAGAACGGACUUUCUCUUGUCAAAGUCGGGAAGAAAAACUUCUACAUUAUAAAAUGGCUCCAUUUGUGACACCAGAGUAAUAGUGCUCAUUACAGGGGAAGUCAAGAUAUUUCCCAUUGAAGAGUCAAACUUUGGAUGUUUUCUAAUAUUUGCAAACUUCCCAAAAAAGGAAGUGAAUAUUUAUUACUCACUAAGUGAGCAUUUUGUUUUGUAAAUAAAUGUAUCUGAAAAUA